This is a messenger RNA of Pimephales promelas (fathead minnow), 4151 nucleotides long. NCBI's taxonomy places the organism in Eukaryota, Metazoa, Chordata, Actinopteri, Cypriniformes, Leuciscidae. The record is from RefSeq and is a predicted model, not a curated record.
GCGCAUCGCACGCGCUUAUACACCCAGAGACACUCCGAUUGUGAGAAGAACACGAGCUUUGGGACCAAAACAACGACCGAACGGUAUUAAUGAUGCAUCCCAUUACUGAGAUCUGACUGGAAUAAGCACAUUUCACCAACUUCUUCAUGUGCGUUUCAACUUUGUUUUCCUCCUGAUCUCGAGAUAUUUAGAGGAAGGCAGAAAAAUCCUCACUCUUUAGAAUAAGACGUUGCCCUGGCGACAGCUCAUCCUUAUCACGACUCUCACAAAUAUGCACCUCUGUGAUUCAGUGGGAGGUUGAUGAUCUCUAGGGACAUAGCUCUGAAGAUUUCUGCUUCUUGUGACUCUUUCAGAUGCCCUGAGGAACUACUCGUAUUCCACACUCUGAUCCGAGAGGGCCGAGGAAAUGGGGAUUUUACAUUUGCUGUUGUUUGUGCUGAUCGGAGACAGAUUGGGUCCCACGCGGCCGGAUAAUUUAGCCAAGGCCCAGGCCAGCGAGCGACGCGUCUUGGCCCACAUCCCCGGCGACAUCAUCAUCGGGGCGCUCUUCUCCGUCCACCACCAGCCGCCAGCCGACAAGGUCCACGAGCGCAAGUGCGGUGCCGUACGGGAGCAGUACGGCAUCCAGCGGGUGGAGGCCAUGAUGCACACCCUGGACCGCAUCAACGCGGACCCACACAUCCUACCCAACAUCACGCUGGGCUGCGAGAUCAGAGACUCCUGCUGGCAUUCGGCCGUGGCUCUGGAGCAGAGCAUAGAGUUCAUCCGUGACACCCUGGUCUCGGCCGAGGAGGAGGAGGGCAUGACCAAGUGUUUGACUGAAGAUGGAGGGACUCCCAUGAAAGGGAAGAAGCCCAUCGUGGGGCUGAUCGGGCCUGGGUCCAGUUCUGUGGCCAUCCAGGUUCAGAAUCUCCUUCAGCUGUUCAACAUUCCCCAGAUUGCGUAUUCGGCUACCAGUAUGGAUCUCAGCGAUAAGUCUUUGUACAAGUACUUCAUGAGGGUGGUGCCCUCCGACGCCCAGCAAGCCAGAGCGAUGGUGGACAUCGUCAAACGUUACAACUGGACCUACGUAUCUGCCAUUCACACUGAAGGGAACUAUGGUGAGAGUGGAAUGGAGGCCUUCAAAGACAUGGCAGCAAAGGAGGGCAUCUGUAUCGCCCACUCUGACAAGAUCUACAGCAAUGCUGGAGAACAGAGUUUUGACCGUCUUCUCGAUAAGCUCAGAAGCCACCUGCCCAAAGCUCGUGUGGUGGCGUGCUUCUGCGAGGGCAUGACCGUGCGUGGCAUCCUCAUGGCCAUGAGACGCCGCCGCCUAGUUGGAGAGUUCCUGUUGGUUGGCAGUCAGGUUAUCCGUAAGGGUGAAGUGAGCUGCUGCUGGACCUGCACACCGUGUAAAGAAAACGAGUUUGUGUUUGACGAAUACACCUGCCGUGCGUGUGAGCUUGGAUCCUGGCCUACAGAUGACCUCACAGGCUGUGAGCCAAUCCCAGUGCAGUUCCUUCUGUGGGGAGAUCCUGAACCCAUCGCCGCCGUGGUCUUCGCCUGCCUUGGCCUGCUCGCCACCAUCUUCGUCACUUUAGUCUUCAUCAGGUUCCACGAUACGCCGGUGGUGAAGUCCUCCAGCAGGGAGCUGUGCUUCAUCAUCCUGGCUGGCAUCUGUUUGGGGUAUCUGUGUACAUUCUGCCUCAUCGCCAAGCCGCACUUGGCCUACUGUUACUUGCAGAGGUUAGGCAUCGGGCUCUCGCCUGCCAUGAGCUACUCAGCCCUGGUCACCAAGACCAACCGCAUCGCUCGCAUCCUUGCGGGCAGCAAGAAGAAGAUCUGCACCAAGAAGCCUCGUUUUAUGAGUGCCUGUGCCCAACUGGUCAUCGCCUUCAUACUGAUCCUGAUUCAGCUGGGCAUCAUCGUGGCGCUCUUCAUCAUGGAACCUCCACAAGUGAUCUACGACUAUCCGUCCAUACGCGAGGUGCACCUAAUCUGCAACACCACCACACUCGGAGUGGUGGCGCCUUUGGGCUACAACGGGCUGCUCAUCCUCAGCUGCACCUUCUACGCCUUUAAGACCCGCAACGUCCCCGCCAAUUUCAACGAGGCCAAAUACAUUGCGUUUACCAUGUACACCACCUGCAUUAUCUGGCUGGCUUUCGUGCCAAUUUAUUUUGGUUCAAACUACAAGAUAAUCACCAUGUGUUUCUCCGUCAGCCUCAGCGCCACUACUGCGCUGUGCUGCAUGUUUGUGCCCAAAGUCUACAUCAUGUUGGCCAAACCUGAGAGGAACGUACGAAGCGCUUUCACUACGUCAACGGUUGUGAGGAUGCACGUGGGUGACGGGAAAGCUGCUUCGGCCGCUAGCCGGUCUAGCAGCUUGGCUAACCUGUUCAGAAGGCGAGGCUCUGGCACAGACACUGUAAGUUCCAAUGGCAAGACGGUGACCUGGGCACAGAACGAGAGAAGUUACAGGCCAAACCUGUGGAAGCGGAUCUCAAUCCACAUUAAGAAAAAGGAAGAGGCCAACCAGAUGGCCAUUAUCAAGCCCUUCUCAAAGGGCUGUGAUCGACCGCCGGACCAGGUGAAGCUGGCAUACGACGGGUCUCAGAAAAACCAGCGCUACCCUGUAACCUACCACCCCCGUACCCCUUCGCCGCUGCCGACCGUGUGUCAGCGACCUCAGCUGCAGAGGUGCGAACUGGAAGAGCGCGAUGAAGAGUGUGCGACAGUGGUGACUAUACCCUCAUACCUGACGGAGCGCUUGCAUCAUGGCGGCCCGCCCCAGACCUCCAUCAUGGAUCAGAUCAGCUGUGUGGUCAGUCGAUUCACUGCGAACAUUAGUGAGCUCAACAGCAUGAUGCUGCCCGGGUCACCGCCGGGAACAGCCGUGAACACCACCGCCCCGGUCCCUAGACCCUGCUCCCCCUCGUUCCGUCUCCACCCGCAAGAACGGCCGCAUCCCACCACCGUCACCACCUACGCAGAUGUGGUGGCCGUAGCAAACACCAACCCUCGUUCCGCGGUCGGCAUCACCGGGGGCAUCAUAGCUGGUGGGAGUAGCAGGGCUUCGCCUGCCAGCCUUUUUGACAGCACCUACGACUCCUCGUGUGCGGUCAGGACCACUGAUUUUGAGGAUCUGGGCGCCUUGACACCACCUUCGCCAUUCAGAGACUCCUCCGUGGACUCGAUCAGCGAGUCUCCCACAUCGCCAGCCUCGGAGCUGCCGCUGUGUGAGCCCUGCUCCCCAAUAUACGACCAGCUGAUGCUUCGGCACUACAGCCAGAGCUCCUCUUCACUCUGAGAGAUUAUUUGAAGCGCAGGAAGGAGACCAAGAGGCAAUUUCUGAGAGCGCGCAUCUGCUUAGAUUGCAAAACCCAGUUGUAAAUGUCAAGGAGUGUAAACUCUUAAUAUAGACGCACUCACUGAGGAGGUUUUAUGGUGCUUGGAAUCCAGCCCGUCCUCAAAAUCCCGAUCUGCGUAGGGAAAGGCACUUCACCAAACUGCUUUUCAGAUAAUUAAGGAUGUACUUGAUAUUCUCUCGUGUUCUGACAAAGUUUAUGGCCCUGCUUGGCAAGAAGUUACGGAUGUUGGUCAGUAGACCGGAAGAUUUAAUGACAUUCCAACGACGUCAAUCCACACAGGUGUGUAAAGUAACAAAACUCCUUCUCCAGGUGAUGUCAUUUUUAUCUCUCCUGUUGCCUGUCAUCAAGAUGUCUGAACGUCUUUCGCGGUUCUUCACAUACGAGGGAAGUGCAAAUGUUUGAAUGUAGGACCAAAUUGAGCCUUUGAGCGCAAAGCAGUUUGUUUAAAUAUUGGUCAUUUUCUUUAUUACCUUAGUUUAGAGGUUGCAUGUUGUGCCACUUUAUAUAACUAAAAUAAUAUCUAUUAUUAUAUUUUUCUUAAUAAAUCAAAUAGAAGGAAUGUAAGGGCAAGUUUAUUUAGAUACCGCAGAAAUCUGACAUUUUAUUCAUUUAUAUAAACAUGUCCCAGACUAUUACUUGAAGAAUUUAAUGAUUAAUCAUUUUAAUUUGAAACAUGGAAUUUGACUUUUUGGGAAAUAUUUACUGUCAAUUUUUACACUAUCCUUCAAAGGUUUGGGGUCAGUAAGGUUUUCAUUUAAUGAAAUUAAUUAUUUUAUUCAGAAAGGAUGCAUUCAAUUGAUC